This is a messenger RNA of Dunckerocampus dactyliophorus (ringed pipefish), 2932 nucleotides long. It is a transcript of the gene prkcsh, whose product is annotated as protein kinase C substrate 80K-H. Bases 217 to 1896 code for a protein of 559 amino acids. The transcript has 17 exons. Gene Ontology annotation, cellular component: glucosidase II complex. The record is from RefSeq and is a predicted model, not a curated record. Gene Ontology annotation, molecular function: calcium ion binding. NCBI's taxonomy places the organism in Eukaryota, Metazoa, Chordata, Actinopteri, Syngnathiformes, Syngnathidae. Gene Ontology annotation, biological process: N-glycan processing; liver development.
UAUUUUUUUCGUAAGCUACGAUGCACCUUGAGUUUGUUUUACAAAUUAUGACAGGUUAUUGUUCGUUCCCUGUCAAAUGUUGAUAGCUCUAGUUAAAAAAGAAAAUAUUAGCCCUGAGCUCCGCUUGCUUGUUUUAGCUCGCUAAUUCAUUGCGUGACGCUGCUUAGAUUUUCUCCCUAACUCAUUAACUCACGAGCCCCUGUCGUUGUGUAAUUGAUGGUGGUAUUGUGUUUUAAUUGUACCUUUUACCUGCUAGCAGAGAGUAGUAUCCGCAUUAUAACGAUGGGCUGUCGGUGCCUCCUCCCGCUGCUGCUGCUGAGCGUGAUAACCGUAUCAGCCGUCGAAGUGCAGCGACCUCGCGGUGUCCCUCUUUCAAAAAAGCAUUUCUACGAGGAGGGCAAACCUUUCACUUGCUUGGAUGGCUCCCGCACCAUUCCCUUUGACAGGGUGAAUGAUGACUACUGUGACUGCCAGGAUGGGUCUGAUGAGCCGGGAACUCCGUCUUGCCCCAACGGCAGCUUCCAUUGCACCAACGCAGGUUAUCGCCCGGUCUUCAUCCCGUCGUCCCGCAUCAAUGAUGGCAUAUGCGAUUGCUGUGACGCAACAGAUGAGUACAACAGUGGUGCUAUCUGCCAGAACACCUGCAGGGAGUUGGGGCGCAAAGAGAGAGAAAGCCUUCAGAAGCUGGCUGAGAUCACCAAAGAGGGCUUUGUGCUUAAACAACAACUCAUCCAGGAGGCCAAAAGGGGUCUGGAGGAAAAAAAGUCCAAAAUGUUAGAGCUUGAGGCCAGUAAGACACAACUGGAGGUGAAAGUAGAGGCUCUCAGAACUGUAAAGGAAACAGCAGAGGAGCCAGAGAAGGCAGCUAAAGAUCUCCACCUAAAGGCCUGGGAAGAUCAGAAAGCUGCAGUACGCAUGGAGAAGGACAAAGCUCAAAUGGCUGAGGUGUUUCUUGAACUGGAUGGUGACGGCGAUGGCUUUGUUUCCCUGACGGAGCUUCAGUCCCACAAUGAGCUUGACUCAGAUUCAGACGGCUCUUUCACCGAAACAGAGGCACAGGCCAUGUUGGGAGGUGUGGACAAGGUGGACCCGGCAGCAUUUGAGGCCAUCUGGAAGGACAUUAAAGACAAAUAUAUAUCCGAGGCCCAAGCACCGCUGGAGGCACUGCACGCCGAGACAAGAGAGCUGGGCUCCGACAGUGACUCUGAACAUUACUCUGAGGGUGAAAUCCCAGAGGAAGAGGAUGAUGAUCAUGAUGAUGAUCAUGAUGAUGAUCAGGAGGAUGACGAAGAGGAAGAUGAUGAUCCAGAUGAAGCGGACUACAAUAGACCUCCUGCCGUGCAAGAAAAGAAGGAUGACGAGGCCGAGGGCAUGAUGCCGCCCUACGACACAGAAACGCAGAAGCUCAUUGAUGCCGCUCAUAAAGCGAGGGAGGAGUUUGAUGUGGCUGAGCGAGCUCUCCGGGAACUGGAUGAUCAGUUGAAGAACCUCGAGAAGGAAACUUCCUCUGACUUUGGACCUAAUGCCGAGUUUGCCUACCUCUACAGCCAGUGCUAUGAUUUAACUACGAGCGAGUACAUCUACAGGCUCUGCCCGUUCAAUCGAGUAUCUCAGAAACCCAAGUAUGGUGGAUCAGAGACCAGCCUAGGGACAUGGGGUCAGUGGGAAGGUCCCGAGAAUAACAUCUACAGCGUGAUGAAGUACGAGCAUGGAAUGGGAUGCUGGCAAGGCCCCAACAGAUCCACCACGGUUAAGUUAAAAUGCGGGAAGGAGACAGUCGUAACGUCCACGUCGGAGCCUAGUCGCUGCGAGUACUUGAUGGAGUUCACCACCCCUGCUGUCUGCCAGGACCCAAAGAGCCUGGAUUCUAUGCUGCAUGAGCAUACGGAACUUUAGAGCCACUCAAUUUGUUGUUCACCAGGGACCAUGUCGCCGCGGUAACAGGAAGCUGUGAGCCAGAGGGCACCAGUGUUAAAUCGUCAUUUCCAAUGAGUUAGUCAUUUGAUUUAUAAAAUCUGACUCAAUUGUAAUUUCAUUUAACUGGAAAUAAAUGUCCUGUCCUUUCUUUUGAACAUGUCUUGUGUGUGGUCAAUUGAAAAGCUUACCCUAUGCAAUUCAACAGUGAUAUAUAAUUCACAGAUUUGGGAGCUCUUAAAUUAAACUCUUAUGAGUUAUUUUUGUCAUAUUUGUCCAAACAAAGGUAACAUUAGUUGUACCAGGCAUUCAAAUAUAUAUUUUUUUCCAUGACCGCAUGUCAGAAAACCUUUAACACAAGCCAACUUUUUUUUUUUUUUUAAUCCUUUUGGACUAAUUAUCUUGGAGCAACCUUUUUUAAGUCUGAUGCUAACCUGUUUAUAUGUAAUAUAGAGCCUAGGUUCCCAAAGUGGGGUACGCGUACCGCCAGGGGUGGGCCAAUUGUCAUCGGGGGUAUGUGUUGCACCUAACACAAAUAUGAAGCAGAAAGAACGAAGGAGAAAGCACAUGACGUUCUUCAUUGCUCUGUGUGAGUUAUAUGAACAAGUAAGUUUGAUGAUUAUGUUGUGCAUUACGAGUGCUUAUUCUUGAAGAUUUAAUUUCUCUUGGUGUUCCAAUCCCCGCGCUGUGAAAACCUGUCAAUGUAUGUGCAUGUCAGGAUGACAGAGUGAGGAUGCCUCCGAAAAUGAAGCUUUGUCGCUGGUUGUAUGUAUUUUUGUACUUUGGAUACUGCUUUAUCAUGUUUGUUAAACUUUCCCUUUCAAUUUGGGAUCAAAUAUGCAGACUCAAAUCAUGCAAGUGGACAAAAGUGAAGCUCAAGUUCGACCCAUUCAAACAGAAGGAUCCCAGCAACCGGCUGAAAUAAGAUAUGUAAGACGCAUACUUAUUUAUCAGUGCUCAUGUAAAACUUGAGUCAAAAUUUGACCAUGCACAAUACACAUUUUUGAACCAGAGUUAC